CUGCAGCCGCAUUGUUGUGGGGGGAAGAGAUGCGAGUUAGCCUGCUAGCACAGGGGCGCCACAUACGGCCAGCGCAAUAAGGACCGAUAAACAGCCGCGUUAGCAUGGUCGAGCUGCUGCUACCGUGAGCGAGUAACUCCGGCUUUUAAAUGCGUAUUUUUGAAUCCCGGAGGCCGUUACGGGUACUUCAUAUUACCUUUCGAUUGCCGCUGAUAAGCGGCUCGUGGACGGAAGCGCCUAUAACGACACUCGUGUACGGAUUAAACAUACUGCUGUUCAGUAGGCCACACCGCUGCUGCUUUGAGCUCGGCCUUACUGCCUUUAAAGCGUCAGUUAACGUCGACGGUGAAGUUCCUCUGAGGCAUUCAGAAUGAGGAAGAAGACUCGGCAUAAUCGUGUAGCCAUGCCACAGAGGCCUCCCUCGCCCAUUAAACCCUCACGCAACCGUGAGACCUUGACUUACGCUGAGGCCCAGCGUAUAGUCGAGCUGGAGAUGGAUGGACGUGUUCACAGGCUCAGCAUUUACGACAAACUGGAUGUUAUUGACAGUGAUGACCCUAUAGCUCAGGAGAUCAUCGAGUGCACCAGCAACAAGGAGAACACGGAAAAGCCACAGCAGGUUCUGGUGCGCUCUGUGCGGCUGCAAAAAAACCAGCAGAAGAAGAGUGCCUCGUUGACGACCGUGCAAGGUUCACCAGCUCAGGGCAGGCUACCGGAGCCAAAGAUCCGAACAGUUGAGUAUAACCUCCCAGCAGUGCCACGGAGGCCGUCUACAUACUAUACUUAUGUGGAGAAGACACCUGAUGAGCUUGAUGAGGUGGUUGAGUAUGAUAUGGAUGAGGAAGACUAUGCAUGGCUUGAACUAAUCAAUGAGAAGAGGAAGAGAGAUGGUCACAGCCAGGUCUCUCAGAACGUCUUCGAGUUCCUCAUGGACCGCUUUGAGAAGGAGUCUUUUUUUGAGACCCAGGGUAAAGGUGACCCUCAGCCACUUAUCGUUGAGGAUGCCGUGUGCUGUAUCUGCAUGGACAGCGAGUGCCAGAACAGUAAUGCUAUUCUGUUCUGCGAAAUGUGCAAUCUUGCAGUGCAUCAGGAGUGUUACGGCGUCCCCCACAUCCCAGAGGGCCAGUGGCUUUGCCGCCAUUGCCUGUGUUCACCCACUCAGCUGACGGAGUGUAUAUUCUGCCCCAAUAAGGGCGGUGCCCUUAAGAGAACAGACGAUGACCGUUGGGGGCAUGUUGUUUGUGCCCUCUGGGUCCCCGAAGUCAGCUUUACCAAUACUGUCCUCAUCGAGCCCAUUGACGGUGUGUCGAACAUUCCGCCAGCCCGCUGGAAACUCACCUGUUACCUGUGUAAGAAGAAGGGAGUUGGUGCUUGUAUUCAGUGCAGCAAGGCCAACUGUUUCACUGCUUUCCAUGUGAGCUGUGCUCAGAAAGCUGGCCUUUACAUGAAGAUGGAGCCCAUCAAAGAGGUUAAUGAGUUAGGAGCCACCACGUUCUCUGUAAAGAAAACAGCCUAUUGCUGCUCACAUACACCUAACGGUUGCAUGAGGAGACCCCUUGCUGUAUACAAGGACUGCAAACCUAAGAAUGGUUUAUGUCAGAAGGGUGCUCACAGGAGAAGGAGGGAAAAGGCAAAAGGAUGCCAGAAAAAGAAGAAUAAAAUGCCAGAAUCGGAGCCUGUUGAUGAUGCUCCCACUGUUUCUGGGCCUAGUAUUACUCCUAAAAGUUUCAACACAAUCCUCAAUCAAGUUUCUCUGCAGAAGAAGAAGGUAUUUGUGGGACGUGUGCUCAGUUACUGGAUGCUCAAGAGGCAGUCAAGAAAUGGUGUCCCACUAAUAAGGCGCCUACAGACUGCAAUACAGAUGCAAAAACCACCAGAGCAGGUGCAGGGGGAGGAUGACUAUCAAGAUUUGACAGAACAGUUAAAGGACUGGAAUCGUUUACGGCACGACCUGGAGCGAGCUCGUUUGCUGCUGGAGCUCAUUUGCAAGAGAGAGAAGCUAAAGAGGGAGGAGAUGAAAAUGCAACAGUCAGUUUUGGAUAUGCAGCUCACUCCAUUUCCUGUCUUGUUGCGAGCGGUGCUUGAUCAGCUGCAAGAGAGGGACCAGACAAGAAUCUUUGCCCAGCCUGUCAGCAUCGAAGAGGUUUCUGAUUAUCUAGACCACAUCAAGCACCCCAUGGACUUCUCUACCAUGAGGAAACGCAUUGAUACCCAUGGGUACAACAACCUGGAUGAGUUUGAGGAUGACUUCAACCUCAUUAUUUACAACUGCAUGAAGUACAAUGCCAAGGACACCACCUUCUAUCGUGCCGCUUUACGUCUACGAGACCAUGGUGGAGUAAUCCUCAGGAAGACGAGGCGGGACAUUGAGAGGAUAGGCUUGGACUUUGCCAGUGGAAUGCACCUCACUGAACCUCCUAAGAUCGAGCCACCUCCAUCAUUGUCCUGGGAAGAUGUUGAUAGACUGUUAAACGCAUCCAAUCGAGAACACAUGUCUAAGGAGGAACAGUUGAAUAAACUGUUGGAGACACAGGAUUCAGUGAGUGCCAUGAAGUCAUGCCCUUCAAGGAGCAAGCGGCUUAAGUUACUCAAAAGGUCCAUCGGUGACCUACGGAUGGAAAUGAGUCACAAAACUGAGCCCCCUUCUUUGGAGCAGAACAGUCCAAAGGAAGAGGAGAAGACUCCUAUUUGUACACCACCGGCCCCAGAGGAAGAAGGUGACAAGUCAUUACCCCCAAAACUGGAGCCUUCAGAUUGUGUACAACUUCUGACAAACUCAGAAAGUCCCUCUGAACCUCCUACUCUGAAACCUGUCGACUCCAGCCCUGAAACGUGGCUGAAAAAGGUCAAAUUUGAUGGGGAGAUGCUUUCUACCUCACUUUUAAAUGCAUUCUCCCCUAAUGUUCUGCCCUCUGAAAAUAAUAUGUUUGCUACCUCCACUGUUAACGAACCAGCAAAUACAGUCAACCGACGGACGGCUGUGCUGUUCCGGAAGUCAAAGAGUCCACAGAAGGGGCCAAAAAUGAGUGAAUCCCCAGUAGACUGCCCUCAGCUGGGCUCUAAGACCUUUCUGUCAGUAGUCCUACCUCGCCUCGAAACCCUACUCCAGCACAGGAAGAGGACGCGUAGUGCGAGCGGAGACAGUCAGGAUGAAGAGGAGGAUGAGUGUCCAAUCAAACGCUUGGAUACUGGAUUGUCUAAUGGCUUUUUGGAGCCGAAGAAAGGGCUAACUGUCGGUAGACAGUCAGAGCCUCGCCGUCGCUGUGCUUCAGAGUCCAGCAUCUCCUCCAGCGGUAGUGGAAGUGCCCAGGAAAACACAAGUGAUGUCAGUCAUGUAAGGAGCGUCAAAGGGAAGCUGGCGAUGGCAAGACGAAAUACGACAGACGAUAAAAAAGAGUUGGUCAAUUACGUGGAAACGGGGAACAUUUCCAAAUCCAGUAAGAUGGCAGCAGAGAUUGACAGCAGCAAUAUUUGGAUGCCUGCUAACACUACACCACUAAAUCUGGAGCCCCUUAAACUAGUUUGGGCCAAACUUAGUGGAUAUCCUUCCUAUCCUGCCUUGAUCAUAGAUCCUCAGAUGCCUCGACCGGGUUGCCAACUCAACGGCGAGUUCAUUCCCACCCCUCCACGGGACGUGCUCAGGGUCGGAGAGCUGAUGCAGUUCAGGUCCAAGGAGAAACUCUUCCUCGUCCGCUUCUUCGACAGCAAACGCAACUGGCAAUGGCUUCCUAAAUCCAAGAUGGUACCAUUUGGGAUUGACAAGACCUUAGACAAAAGUAAAAUGUUGGAAGGCAGAACGUCAAGUAUUCGUAAAGCUGUGCAAAGCGCCUUCAACAGUGCCAUGAACCACUUGAGCCUUGUCCAGGACUUAGGCGCUGGAGAUUAACCCUUGUUCAAGGGGUCAUUGUAAGGGUUUCGUCAAGCCCCGAUGUUUACCCAUUGCUAUGCUUGCAUAUCAAACUGGCCAUGUCUACCGAGGCCCCCCCUCCCUCCCAACUCUGUUAGGAGCUGAUAAGCUUCUCAACAGACGAAUGUGAGAGCACCUUCACCUCUCCUAUAAUGUGCUGCAAGACUGCUGUGAACUCGCACACUGCCAUCAACUUUCUUUUACACUUCCAUCACCAUCCACGAAAACCCCUCGUGUUUAACUCUGGCUGUAAAUAAAAGUCAUCCUAAAUUAUCCAACACUAAUUUAUUACUAUUGUUUUGGUUUGUACCACACAUGACCACCUGGAAGAUUUCUACUCCAAGGUAAUUUCUCAAGCGCACUGAGGCGCGAACCCAUCUGGUGCUACAUCACGUGCAAAGCCUUGAUUUUUCCUUACUAGAGACUUGGAAGGGGCUGUCGCACUUACUGUAUCAAAAUUUUGUUGUUUUUGCCUCGCUUUUUUUAUGGUUAAGUUAUUGUAAUUUGCCAAUGCAAGCUUCUUUUCCUUGGCAUUAACAUGUUAUCUACUUUUUUAUAUAAAAAAUAUUCUUAUGGGACACAACUAAGUGAUGUUUGUAAAUAUUUAUAUAUAGCUAUGAAAUUAUAUACAUGUAAUAUUUUAGAGUGGUAAAAAUUUAAUUGGAGAAGAGGAAAACAACAGUAGCGAUGAAAGCCAGAAGUGCGUCACUCAUGCAAAACCAAAAAUUUUGCUGCCCCAUUUUUUUGGGUUUUUAAUAUCUAGAAUGUUAUCCCUGGGUUUCACAUUAGUUUGUGUGAAUGUUUGACAAACAGAUAGUUGAAUAAAAAAAAUCCCCAAGUUUUACUGUGCUCUCUGGAACUGUAUUUGUAAGUCUGCAUAAAGAUGUGCCUGUACAAUUGUGUUGUAUUAGGACAAAGUAUGCAAAAACUUUAUUCAUAGUAGGCAUAUUUUGGUGGAAGCUGUGUUUGCCCAUUUUUGCUUUGUGUGUGGGUGUUUUAAUCAUAACCAUCUGUUGUGAUUUUUUUUUUAACUGUGUGUCUCUCUCCAGUAUGGAUUCGGGGUAGCAUUCUGGGUUAAAACACUUUUUGUAUGAAUGUCUUGUACUUAUAUUGACUGGUACUGUUGUGUCUUUUCUCUGGGAGGAUCACAUUAUAGCCAAUGAUAGUGAGUGCUGGCGCGAUCCAGUAUUUUUUAAGUACAAAGAAAAUAAACCCUUAAAAAAAAUCACUGCUGGUGCAGUUUUUUGUUUUCUAAUGGGAAAUGUAUCCCUUAAAACGAGGGUCUGACCAAUAAGUUUGCUCAACAAUGUAAUAAGCCACUCACUAGAUGGAGCUCUUGAAACGAGCACAGUGUUUUGAGUUUGAGCUGAUGGUCAUGCUAAGGUAGGCCCUGUAAGAUACCCAGCACUACCAAAAGAUUUGACAGAAUGUGACCGUAAAAUAUCUCUUCCAAACUUAUAAUCUUUGAGCAAGGUCAGCAUUGUCGGUUGUAAAGUAGAUUAAAGAGUCAUUUUAUUCUGGAUCAGCACAACCUGUUCCAGAAGUGUCUGGCAUGCCAUCCAACAAGCACUGCUGUGCAAUCUCUUUAUGCGGCUUCGGUCUUCCACAUAUUGUCCCUUUCUUUCGACCAUUAUUAAUGUGUCUGUUUAUCCCAGUUUCCACAUCCCCGCUGGUGGGCUACAGCACAUCUUCCACAGCAAUGUAGUAAAAAAAUCCACAACAGAAUUAGCCUCUGUCUGUUUCGCAAUCAGGGGAAGCUCCAUCUAAAAUGCCUUUUAAGUGUUUGUGAUUAAAUUAGGCUAGAACAGUCACUAAACAAAGUCCACUUUGUUUCUAUUUUACACAGUAUAUUGUUAAAUAUUUAAAUGUAUUAAUAAAGGAGU
Xyrauchen texanus (razorback sucker) is the source of this 5790-nucleotide messenger RNA. Its product is annotated as bromodomain-containing protein 1-like. The transcript is spliced from 13 exons. The coding region runs from base 371 to 3886 and encodes 1171 amino acids. Lineage: Eukaryota; Metazoa; Chordata; Actinopteri; Cypriniformes; Catostomidae. The record is from RefSeq and is a predicted model, not a curated record. Gene Ontology annotation, biological process: regulation of transcription by RNA polymerase II. Gene Ontology annotation, cellular component: MOZ/MORF histone acetyltransferase complex. Gene Ontology annotation, molecular function: protein binding.